Molecule: messenger RNA, 638 nt
Organism: Ceratitis capitata (Mediterranean fruit fly)
Lineage: Eukaryota; Metazoa; Arthropoda; Insecta; Diptera; Tephritidae
Exons: 2
Coding region: 363-602 (79 amino acids)
Source: RefSeq, a predicted model, not a curated record
GAGACAGAUGUUUGUAUGUAUGGAUGUAUAUAUGUAUGUAUAUGAAUUUUAUCAAAUAAGAUAUUCCUUUAAUGGAAAUAUCCAUAUGACUAAUAAUAAUUUUAAUAAUAACGCUUAAUAUCUAACGGACGUUUAUUCGAACUGACCGUUGCUUAAUUAAAACUUUAUCACUAAUCUGAUAUUUACCAAUACACGCACAUACACAUACACACGUCAAAUAUAUUUUUAAUCGUCGAAUAGAUAAAAAUUAGUUAAAAUUUUGCGUAUAAAAGCCAAGUGGAACUCCAAAGAGGAGCUAUUACGAAAUUUUAACGGCAAUAGAAGAAGUUUUGAAAACGUUUUCAAAUCCAAUAUUAAUCAAAAUGAAAGUUUUCCAAAUAUUACUCUGUUUGAUGUUGGCGCUGUUAUUGGUAGCCCCAACCUUUUGUGCCGUCAGCAUUCCAACUGUGCCAACCGCCGCCCCAACACCUGGAACAGUAUCUGGCGAUCCUGCUACCGAUAGCACCGAUGAUGGUCCACCAUCUGUGGCUGUAACUGAGGCACCUGCACCAACCUCUACUGUUGGAAGUUUAUAUGGCACAACAGCUGCCAAAAGCUCUUAAUUUUUGUUUAGAUAUGCACAUGUAUGUGCAUAAAUA